AUUCAACAUUUCUUUGAAAUGAGAAAUAGCUUUCAGCUAAUACUCUUAGUUUUAACUAUUAGCUAUUCAAAUUCGAUGUUAUUUAAUGAUGUGGAGAUGGACAAACCAUCCUACCUGUCAUCCAAAGAAGCAUGGAAAAUGCUAAAUGAGCUGCUGAAAGAGCCGAAACAUCAUCAUCAUCAUCACAGGCACAAAGGAUAUUGUGGAGUUAAAGCUGUAAAGAAAUUAAAACAAAUCUGUCCAGAUCUUUGCUCGAAUGUUGAUGAUAACCUUCUCAUGGAAAUGUGCUCAAAAAACCUGACGGAUGAUGAUAUUUUGCAACGGUGCUGUCCAGAAUGAACCAAUGUUCUGUAUUUACCAUUUUUCUCGUGCUAUCUACCUCAAUCUAUAAACUUUCAAAAUUCUUCAAAUAAAUGUAUAAAUACAGAA
This is a messenger RNA of Caenorhabditis elegans, 429 nucleotides long. RefSeq names its product INSulin related (gene ins-20). Gene Ontology annotation, biological process: signal transduction. Bases 19 to 339 code for a protein of 106 amino acids. Gene Ontology annotation, molecular function: hormone activity. Gene Ontology annotation, cellular component: extracellular region. Lineage: Eukaryota; Metazoa; Nematoda; Chromadorea; Rhabditida; Rhabditidae. The record is from RefSeq and is marked reviewed. The transcript has 2 exons.